Phycomyces blakesleeanus NRRL 1555(-) is the source of this 405-nucleotide messenger RNA. RefSeq lists its product as hypothetical. The coding region runs from base 1 to 405 and encodes 134 amino acids. The record is from RefSeq and is a predicted model, not a curated record. NCBI's taxonomy places the organism in Eukaryota, Fungi, Mucoromycota, Mucoromycetes, Mucorales, Phycomycetaceae. The transcript has 3 exons.
AUGAGAGCUAAGUGCCUGGAGAGAGAGAUAAACACAAAAUGUGGUGACAAAGUAGACACAUCAUUUUGCCCUGAAGGAUUAGAGAAAGGUACCAGUCCAGAUAGGGGGCCACAAUUAACUAGUUCGGUUAGACAUAAACGUCGUACCCCAUCAAGGAACAUCGUCCCCGUUGACAAUGUAUUGCCAGAACUUGAGUCAAAGGAAAGAACGCUUGGCUUCUUCGAGAGUCUAGGUGAUUAUAGGUUCAAAAAAGAAAUCAGAAUGUGCAAAAGCUUAUUCUAUGAAUUCUAUAAAAAUCUAUGGAUUUUGUACGAAUUUUGUACUUUUAUCUUUUGGUGUCUUCAACUACAAAUUGAUAUCAUUGGCCAUAAUUCACACAAGAAUUUGAUCGACCAAUCUGGCUGA